UGUGGCCAUUUUCAAGAGCAUAGAUUAUGGGUAAAUCCCCGACAGCAUCCGGUGUCAUGCGUAGAACUUGACUCUGACACAAGAAUUCGACCUGGAAGUACAAAAAUGUCUGAGGUCCGUACAAAGCAUAAGUAUUCGAUUCGAAACUCACGCAUCUCAGAUGACCAGCGGCAGCUGCCAAAUGCAGUGGACUACUCAUUCGUUUCCCGGGUUUCUGAUCCUGUUCCACUAGACAGGACUCAUCUCUACCACACAUAUCCCAUAACCACAACAACAUUUCAUUGUCACCAGCGUUGGCAGCUUCACGAAACGCUUGAGGGUAGUGAUGCCGUUUAA
Molecule: messenger RNA, 336 nt
Organism: Haemonchus placei
Lineage: Eukaryota; Metazoa; Nematoda; Chromadorea; Rhabditida; Trichostrongylidae
Source: the annotation of a GenBank genome assembly